Solanum tuberosum (potato) is the source of this 507-nucleotide messenger RNA. Its product is annotated as miraculin-like. The transcript has 2 exons. Gene Ontology annotation, molecular function: endopeptidase inhibitor activity. Lineage: Eukaryota; Viridiplantae; Streptophyta; Magnoliopsida; Solanales; Solanaceae. The record is from RefSeq and is a predicted model, not a curated record. Bases 1 to 507 code for a protein of 168 amino acids.
AUGAAGAAUCUAUUGCUAAUAUUAUUACUUUCCACCUUCAUCAAUUCUUGGCUUAGUGAAGCAUCCUCCGCACCUGAACCAGUGUUAGACAUAAAUGGCAAAAUCCUCCGAACACACACAACGUAUUACAUAGUGCCAACAAAUCGCGAAAAUGGCGGUCUCUCUGUAGAAACCAUCGGCAAUGAGACAUGUCAACUUGGCGUUGUAAAAGAAAAAUACGACAAAAAUGGUGCUAUUUUAGAAUUUAUCCCGGUGGAUAAAAAGAAAGGGAAGUAUUUUGUUAACGUUGGUGGAGUUGAUGGGAAUCCUGGUUCUAAAACAAUAUGGAAUUGGUUCAAAAUUGAGAAGUAUGGACAUGGUUACAAAUUUGUUUAUUGUCCUUCAGUGUGCACUUACUGCAAAGUCAUUUGCAAAGAUGUUGGAGUUUAUAUGAUCAAUGAACAAAAUCGUUUAGCACUCAACGAUGUUCCUCUCGUGUUCAACUUCAAAAGGGAAUUCAAUUCUUGA